AUGCAGUUCUCCAUCGCCACUCUUCUCGCCAUCGCGGCUGCUGCCCCCUUUACCUCCGCCGCGGGUCUCCUCACCCGUCCCAAGGCCAACGAGUACAAAGACACCAACUGCAAGGACUGGAACUACGGCCACAACUCCUUCCUCCUCUACGACGUCACCAUGGACGACACCACCAACUCGGUAUACCUGACCAACGGGUACUCGGUCGAUGGCAAGUCGAAGGGCUGGUACGGAUACUCGGAGAAGAGCAAGGACGGUGGUCUCUGCAAGGGCGUCAACCUCGGCCGUAUGCCGGAGGGUUGCGUUAAUAUCAACGAGGUGGCUAAGCUUGUGGGGAGGGUCAAGUGUGUUCAGUCGAUUAACGUCUAA
Neurospora tetraspora is the source of this 369-nucleotide messenger RNA. RefSeq lists its product as uncharacterized. Bases 1 to 369 code for a protein of 122 amino acids. The record is from RefSeq and is a predicted model, not a curated record. The transcript has 2 exons. Lineage: Eukaryota; Fungi; Ascomycota; Sordariomycetes; Sordariales; Sordariaceae.